AUGUCUUCUCCAACCCCUAAUGCCUCCACAACACCAUCCUCACCGCCUCCGCCCUCAGGAUCCACAGGGGGUGUCAUCUACCAGGCUGAGACGACAGGGAACUCAUGGAGCGACCUAAAGGAAGCGUUCAAGAGGUUGUCCUUCGGCGACUUUGACCGGAUAGGCGAGAUGCCGUGCACGCGCAAGAGCCUGCUCAGCGGGAUCGCGAGCGGCGUCGGGAUCGGGUUCGUUCGCGGGAUGACGAGCGGCGCGUUCGUCGGCUCGAACUGGGCGGUCGGCACGUUCAUGUGCAUCUCCCUCGGGACGUACACCAUCUGCAAGCAGAACAUGAUGGAGGAGCACAAGCGGGUCCAGCGCGUGAUUGAGGGCAUUCCAAAGCGCUUUGUCAAGCCCGAGGACACCACUGGAGACUCAUCCAAGGCGGCAUGA
Epithele typhae is the source of this 429-nucleotide messenger RNA. RefSeq lists its product as uncharacterized. Lineage: Eukaryota; Fungi; Basidiomycota; Agaricomycetes; Polyporales; Epitheliaceae. Gene Ontology annotation, biological process: mitochondrial respiratory chain complex IV assembly. The coding region runs from base 1 to 429 and encodes 142 amino acids. Gene Ontology annotation, cellular component: mitochondrial inner membrane; mitochondrion. The record is from RefSeq and is a predicted model, not a curated record. The transcript is spliced from 3 exons.